AUGGAUGAGGACCAGAUUCCGGCACAGAUCGUGCCAUCAAGGCGGCGGAAGACAAUGGGCGACUACCUGCACUCGCUCAAGGAUUUGUUUUUCACGCGCAAAGGCCUCCUCGGCGAUUACGACUACGGCUUUCUCUUUAGGCCCAACCUGCCGUUCAUGAAGGCACCCCGGCUGUCGUCGCCCUUUUUUGGCCUCAACGACUCUAUGCCUGUUGCGCUGGCGCUGCUGCUCGGCUUCCAACACUCCCUGUCUAUGCUGGCUGGCAUCAUCAGCCCCCCGCUUAUCAUGGCUGGUGCUGGAGGCGCCAACCUGACCCAGUCACAAGAGCAGUACCUCGUGUCAACCGCUCUGAUCGUCUCCGGCAUCCUUUCCAUGAUCCAGAUCACUCGCUUCCACAUCUACAAGACACCGUACUUCCUCGGAACUGGCCUCAUCUCUGUCGUCGGAAUCUCAUUUGCCAUCAUCCCCGUCGCCUCGGGCGCCUUCAAGCAGAUGUACGCCAACGGCUUCUGCCCGACCGCUGAAGAUGGAACACUGCUACCGUGUCCUGAUGGCUACGGAGCUCUGCUCGGCACAGCUGCAGUCUGUGCGCUGCUCGAAAUUCUUAUCUCCUUCAUUCCUCCUCGGACAAUGCUGAAGAUCUUCCCGCCCAUCGUCACCGGCCCCACGGUCAUGCUUAUUGGCAUCUCGCUCAUCCAGUCUGCCUUUGAGGAUUGGGCUGGCGGUCUCGGCUUCUCCGUGUUCAUCGCCAUCAUUCUCUGUGAGCGGUUUGGUGCGCCCAUCAUGAAGUCGACAUCCGUCGUGAUCGGCCUGCUGGUCGGCUGCAUUAUCGCCGGCGCAUGCGGAUAUUUUGACAAGUCGACGAUCGAUGCAGCCCCGGCAGCUUCGUUCAUCUGGGUGCACACGUUUAAGCUGAGGGUCUAUGCGCCCCUAGUACUGCCGAUGCUGUCGGUCUUCGUCAUCUGUGCAUGCGAGGCCAUUGGCGACGUGACCGCGUCCUGCGAUGUCAGUCGGCUGGAGGUCUCGGGCCCGAUCUACGAGAGCCGGAUCCAGGGCGGCGUCCUCGCCGACGGCUGCAACGGCGUGCUGGCCGCCCUGAUGACCAUCACGCCCAUGACGACGUUUGCCCAAAACAAUGGUGUCAUCGCGCUGACGCGAUGUGCCAACCGCAAGGCUGGCUACUGCUGCUGCAUCUUCCUCAUCAUCAUGGGCGUCUUUUCCAAGUUUGCCGCUGCCUUGGUGGCCAUCCAGAGUCCUGUUCUCGGCGGCAUGACCACCUUCCUCUUCUGCUCCGUCGCCGUGUCUGGAAUCGCCAUCAUCACGCGUGGCGUGCCAUUCAAUCGCCGCAACCGCUUCAUCCUGACUGCCGGCCUGGCUCUCGGUUACGGCGCCACCCUUGUGCCUACCUAUUUCUCCUAUGUCUUCACCUACAAGGGCAGCAACAAGUCGCUGUCCUCCUUCCUCGACGCCAUCGUCCUCGUCAUGGAGACUGGAUUCGCCGUCACUGCCGCAGUCUGCUGCAUGCUCAACCUGUCACUGCCCGCGGAGAUCGACAAUAUUGACGAGAGCGAGAUUCCUGCCGACUUUCCCGAGCCCGACGAGGCACCACCCACUCGUGGCGAGCUGGCCAGAAAAGAGGAAACUGAUCGUGUCGGUGCUGGGAGCGAUGUAACGGCACCGCGGACGUUUCUUGAGAAGUGA
Messenger RNA from Grosmannia clavigera kw1407, 1701 nucleotides. RefSeq names its product purine permease. Bases 1 to 1701 code for a protein of 566 amino acids. Gene Ontology annotation, biological process: xanthine transport; transmembrane transport. The transcript is spliced from 4 exons. The record is from RefSeq and is a predicted model, not a curated record. NCBI's taxonomy places the organism in Eukaryota, Fungi, Ascomycota, Sordariomycetes, Ophiostomatales, Ophiostomataceae. Gene Ontology annotation, cellular component: membrane; fungal-type vacuole. Gene Ontology annotation, molecular function: xanthine transmembrane transporter activity.